UCUAGGGUUAGGUCGCUGAGGAUGCCGGGUCAUCUUGACCAAGACAUAUCUCAGUUGCUCGUGAGGAAUCUACGUACGAUACGUGUAGUCCACAGGAUAACCUCCUUUUGCGCAUCGCUUAUUAUGCUCUCAUCGAGGCCGAGCUUCAAGGUAUUCUCCACCAGAUGUGUUUCGACAAGACCAUUGGUUGUUAUGAUGAGAGGAAGGAUUCUUGUGCAUUCUCUUCUCGAAGAGCACAAUGUCAGGACGAUUGUGUGGAAUGGACCUGUCUGUUAUGAGUGGUUGGUCCCAGUACAGCUUCACCUCCUCAUUCUCCAGGAUCUCUUUUGGUAUGCUCUGGUGGGUAUGACCUGAUCCUGUAUGGCCGUUAGUCUGCCUUCUGUUUCCGGGAACAGGGCUGUUGGGUACCUUCCAUGGAGUGCUCGGCCAUGCCAUAUCUCUGAUAGCUCUUGGAUGUUGGGGGGCGCAAUUGGAUCAUUGCUAGAUGACAAGUUUAGUGCUGUUACAUUGUCAUCUUCUUCAGAUAGCGCUUUGAAG
This is a messenger RNA of Coccinella septempunctata (seven-spotted ladybird), 537 nucleotides long. RefSeq lists its product as uncharacterized. The record is from RefSeq and is a predicted model, not a curated record. NCBI's taxonomy places the organism in Eukaryota, Metazoa, Arthropoda, Insecta, Coleoptera, Coccinellidae. Bases 22 to 354 code for a protein of 110 amino acids. The transcript is spliced from 4 exons.